Rotaria sp. Silwood1 is the source of this 2859-nucleotide messenger RNA. NCBI's taxonomy places the organism in Eukaryota, Metazoa, Rotifera, Eurotatoria, Philodinida, Philodinidae. The record is from the annotation of a GenBank genome assembly.
AUGCGAAAACGUAUUAACAAAUACUUACCUGAAGAUAUUCGUGAAUUGGGUAUGUGGUGCAUAGCACUGUUAGUGAAUACAAAUACAUGGAUUGACAUGAAAGAAAAUUGGCGUUUAAUUUGUGAAGUUUUUGUAAAUUAUUCAACAAAUGAAACCGUACAUUAUAAACAACAUUAUUCAGUUCUUCUUUCUCGCAUCAGCCAAAUCACGAACGAUCCAAAUUCAUCAGCAGCUAUUAAUCAGUCACGCAAAUUUUUAUCACAGUCGGUUGAUCCAUUUGAAUUUGGUGAUGAUAAUGAAAAUGAUAAUCUUGGAUAUAAUCUAGUAGACUUCAAUGAAACAGCACAAAAGACGAAAACAUUGAACAAGUCACAUGCUGGCCGGUCGUCACUUAAUAAAUCGAUUAUUGAUGAAGAAAAGCUACUAAAUGAAUUUGACAGUAAUCUAUCACGUCAUGUAACAUCAUCAGUUCAGGCAUUUGACAAUCUACUUUUAAGUACACAUGAUCAAAGAACAAAUGCUAUAUCGGAACGACGUAUGUGUAUAGUCAAACGAACACAGCUUGGUACUCAGACUUAUAUGCGUUCGGAUGUUGUUUUGCAAAUACUUAUUCAAGAUAUGCAAAGAAUGACUGAAAACUUCGCCGUUUCAUAUAUGGCUAUAACAUCCGAAGAUACUUAUAAUGAAGUUCGUCAACAAAAAUUAAAAGAAUUGCAAGAAAACUGGAGAAAAAAAAAUCGUCGUGGUUCUGGAUUUUACACAAAGAAACCGGAAACAUCAAUAAUGAACAGUUUGAAGUAUACACUAAUUGCAUCUUCAGCAAAAGUCAAUGAUGGUCUUUCAAUACCCAACCUACCUGUUUCAAACUGGUUAAAUGUUGCAAUUGGAGUAUUAAUUUCAAUUAAAUCAAUUCGUGAAUCACUGCCUUUAUCACCAACAAUAUCAACACCUUUUCUUAAUGAUAUAUUAUGUUUCAUUGAUAAAUGGAUAACUUCCUCAAAUCCUGCCAAAUCACGAAAACAAAUCAUUAUGGAACAAAUGCAACUAUCAAAUACUAAAUUUCAAAUACCAACUGAUGUUCCAAUUGAUGUUAAUGAGCAGUUAAAUUUUAUACUUCAUCAGAUUCUUCUUCGAAUUAUUGAUUGUUCCAUACCUGCAAUUAAAAUCUAUUCUUGUAUAACUUGUAAAUGUACUUUACAAACUAGAUUUAACAUAAGUUAUAUUCCGAUCAAUAUGGCUGAAGGACAAUUUCAACUUCGUCAUCAGUUACACAAUUACUUCAGUAGUUGCAUAUCCGAUCAUUUAUGCAGCAAAUGUUCAAUGAGCAUGUCUCGUCAUAUAAAACUACUUGAAUGUCCAUCUGUAGUUAUUCUCUAUAUUAAUCAUGUUAACAUUUCAUCAACGAUUUUACGUAAACCACCGAAUGCAAUUUUUUUUCAAUCUUUCUUGGAAAAUUCUAAUAUUGGCUGUUCAUCAUCAAGUAUAUAUGACAUCGUUGCAUUUGUAUCUAUUAUGCCAAAUACAGAAAAAAAAUUAGUCGUAGCUACAAAAAUUAAACAACGAUGGAGUAUUAGUUCAAUGAAAAAACUUAUUGGUACAGGGGAAAAAUUAUCUAAGCUAUUUGCUCAUAGUCGAUUAAUUAUUCUGGAACGCGUUCGAACGUGCGACAGCGAUUUUACUCAUGCAAUCGCGCAAUGUUGUUCCCAUAAUAUUAAUAACAUUGGAAAAAAUAGUCUUAAAAUAUCCAAGACUUUGAAUGAUGCUGUGAAGAUGAUCGAAAACAAAUCGGUACUUAGCAACCUAUGUUCACUUUUAUCUUCGCACUACACUACACAUUAUCAAUGUCUAAAUUGUCAAUCUGCACCAAGUUCAUUAUCAAUUACACAUAAGUGUAUAUCGAUUUAUCAAAAACAUACCGAACAUUCACCAAUAUAUGCUAUUCCAUUAACAUCGAUAAGUACGACAGAGCUUUAUUGUUCUGUCUGUAAUAAGAAAACUGUAAAUGUUAUUCUACCAACACAGAAUCAAAUUCACCACCAAUGUCCAUCUAUUCUGAUGUACUAUUCAACACAGACGACUCUUCGUGCUGUAGUAGAUCUUCAUAUUGAAUUAAUUGAUGAUAGUUCACAAUGCAAAUAUACAUAUCGACCAUCAUCUGUCUUAUUGGUAGAUGAAUAUAAUGCUUUAUCGGUGGUAAAACUUGAAAAUCUUUUGGUCUUUUGUAAAAGUCCUUAUCAAACAGCAACUAAAUUGUCUCUUGAUAGAAUUAAUGAACUAUUUCAUACAGCCGAAAAGACAAUAGUUUUUCUACAACAGUCAACAACAAGAGCAAUUUCUACGCCUUUUUCACUUAAAUCACCUCUACCCGUUCAACUUGUCAAUAAAUCAACCGGUGUUGCUAUCAACGCAUCGAUUGCUAUUGAAGAUGAACCUCGUUUUCCACAUCGUGGUAUUCUCCUGGAUACUGAUCGUCGUUUUCUAUCAGUUAAAGUGAUAAAACAACAUUUGGAUGUUCCUUGGAUGGAUAAUGUUUACACACCUGAACAAGUAAAAGAAAUUAUCGAAUAUGCUCGUAUUCGAGGCAUUCGUAUCGUCCCUGAAUUGAAUACUCCCGGUUAUGUUGGCACUCUCAGUCGAGUAUUUCCAGGUAAUGAGACUAUUCGAGAAAGGCUAAUUGGUGGUGAAGCAAUCCUUGAUGAAGAAUUAGUUGGUGAAGCUAAUAGCUUGAUUCGUUUUUGGCCCCGAGCAGCGGUGGUAGCUGAAAAAUUAUGGAGUUUAUCGAAUAUAAACAGUAUGGAAGAUCCUCUAGCUCGAUUCAAAGUUCAUGGAUCUCGACUACACAAGUUACUGAAGUCUUAA